CCCUCCUCCCUCCCUUCCUCCCUUGCCUUCCAGGUCCCCCGCCGGCGACCCGCCGGCAGGCACUGCCUGGUCUGCACCACUUGGGGCCGGAUCCCCGCGAAGCGGCCAGAGGGGCGGCCCGGCGCAGCGAGCCGGGGCCCCGGAGCGCCCCUAGGCCCUCCCUCCUCCGCGCGGGGGCGGCGCAGAGCUGGAGCAUCCGCGGGGUCCCGGGCACCACUGACCGCCUCGGGCAGCCGCGCACUCAGCGGCUCCCCACGUGCCCGCGCCCCGUGGCGGGGGCGGCGGCGAGAUGGCGGCGCGUGUCGGCCUCCUGCUGCGCGCCCUGCCGCUGCUGCUGUGGGGCGGCCUGGACGCCCAGCUCGCCGAGCGCGGAGGCCAGGAGCUGCGCAGGGAAGCGGAGGCAUUCCUGGAGAAGUACGGAUAUCUCAAGGACCAGGUCCCCAAAGACCUCACCUCGACAAGAUUCAGCAAUGCCCUCAAAGAGUUCCAGUGGGUGUCCCAGCUGCCCAUCAGUGGCGUGCUGGAUACUGCCACCUUGCGCCAGAUGACACGGCCCCGCUGUGGGGUUGCAGACACAGACAGUCAGGCGGCCUGGACGGAGAGGAUCAGUGCCUUGUUUGCUGGACGCCUGGCCAGAAUGAGGCGGAAGAAACGCUUUGCAAAGCAAGGCAGCAAGUGGUACAAGCAGCACCUCUCCUACCGCCUGGUGAACUGGCCACAGCACCUACCCGAGCCGGCAGUUCGUGGGGCUGUUCGAGCUGCCUUCCAGCUGUGGAGCAAUGUCUCAGCGCUGGAGUUCUGGGAGGCCCCAGCCACAGUCCCCGCUGACAUCCGCCUCACCUUCUUCCAAGGGGACCACAACGACGGACUGGGCAACGCCUUUGAUGGCCCAGGGGGCGCCCUGGCGCACGCCUUCCUGCCCCGCCGUGGCGAAGCCCACUUCGACCGCGACGAGCGCUGGUCCCUGAGCCGCCGCCGCGGGCGCAACCUGUUCGUGGUGCUGGCGCACGAGAUCGGCCACACGCUCGGCCUGGCCCACUCGCCCGCGCCGCGCGCGCUCAUGGCGCCCUACUACAAGAGGCUGGGCCGCGACGCGCUGCUCAGCUGGGACGACGUGCUGGCGGUGCAGGACCUGUAUGGGAAGCCCCAGGGGGGCUCAGUGGCCAUCCAGCUCCCAGGAAAGCUGUUCACUGACUUCGAGACCUGGGACCCCCACAGAACACAGGGAAGGCGCCCUGAAAUUCAGGGUCCUAAAUAUUGCCAUGCUUCCUUCGAUGCCAUCACUGUAGAUGGGCAACAGCGACUGUACGUUUUUCAAGGAAGCCACUUCUGGGAGGUGACACCGAAUGGCAAUGUCUCUGAGCCACACCCACUACAGGAGAGGUGGGCAGGGCUGCCCCCCCACAUUGAGGCUGCUGCAGUGUCACUGGAUGAUGGGGACUUCUACUUCUUCAAAGGGAGCCGAUGCUGGAGGUUCCGGGGCCCUAAGCCAGUGUGGGGUUCACCACAGCUGUGCCGGGCAGGAGGCCUGCCCCGCCACCCAGACGCGGCCCUAUUCUUCCCUCCUCUGGGUCGACUGAUACUCUUCAAGGGUGCCCGCUACUACAUGCUGGCCCGAGGUGGACUGCAGGUGGAGCCCUACUACCCCCGAGGCCUGCAGGACUGGGACGGUGUCCCUGAGGAGGUCAGUGGUGCCCUGCCCCGGCCCGACGGUUCUAUCAUCUUCUUCAGAGAUGACCGCUACUGGCGCCUUGACCAGACCAAACUGCAGGUGACGGACUCGGGCCGCUGGGCCACAGAGCUGCCCUGGAUGGGCUGCUGGCACGCCAACUCGGGGGGUGCCCUAUUUUGAAGACGCCCCCACCUCUUAGUGAACUGAUGCCCUAUGGCCAACGUGUGUCCCCUGCCCCAGGGGCAAGCCCUGUCUUGGAAGCCUCUGAGCCUCCCUGCAGAAGACCAGACCACGUCUGCAUCUGUUCCCUGAAGAAUGUGCUCUCAAGACAUUGAACUUUGUGGGAUCAAUCCAAGCAGAAGCCGAAAAGGGUCUCAAACCUUUCCCCAAAGGACUUUCCUCCCUAAGCCUUGGGGAUUUUGUUCCUUCUGCUAAAGGUGCACUUCCUGUCCACGAGGCCGUGGCACUGAGCAACCGGGGAGGAUGUAAAACUCCAUGGAGAGGUUGCGACCACUUGGCAACCUCUCCUUCCCCUCAGGACCUUCUGGCUCAGUUCUUGGAGAAUUGUCUUAAAUGAGAGGCCUCACCUCCAGGAAGCUUGGGUGGGUUGGGUACAAGGAUUUCCAACCUCAGAGAGCCUUGGGUGGAGGGAAGGGGGUGGUUAGGACCCAGAACAAGAGGGAGACUGAUGCAGGCCUGCUGGGCCUGACUUUUGGUGGGGGGUGGGGAGGCUGGAAUAAAGAGGUGCCCCCCCCCCCAGCUUCUGGGCCUGGAGGCGGGCAUCAAUCUUCCUUGGGAUGGUUGCCAGUGAAGAACAGGUGGGGCACGAAUGCUGGAGACGCUGGAACCAUGUUCUUUCAUCCAAGCCAAGACCACAGACUUCUGUGUGAGUAGUUGCGAUGCGGAGAGGGGGCCUGAAAAAGCAACAUGUUCCUGCCCUCCCUUACCCCCCAGGCCAGAUGGAGAGUCAUGGGUGGCAAGGAGAGGACAGGGGCCUCUCUGGAGGGCUGCUCUGCUGCAGGCGCUGGGGUCUCUGCAGGCUGGGGGAGGCCUGGUACUCACAAUGGCCCCAUUCUUCGGGCCACACACGCAGCAUUCCAGGAGCUCCUGCUGGCUGGCCAAGAAUAGCUGGGAUUCCUGGAGAAGGAACCAGCUCCCCAGCCUGUCUUCUGCCUCAGGCAGUCUCCGUCUUAGCAUCUGGGUCUCUUGUCCUCCGCCCUCCACACCUGCCAGUGCCUCAUUUGCACACACACUGACCUUGGCAAGACCAGGCUUCCAGCAGAAGGGGAGAAAGAUCUGGCAAGAUUCAGCCCUCAGCUCCCCACGGGCAUUUCUGGCCCUGCGCUUUCAUUUUUUUUCUCUGUGCAGUGGGGGGAAAUGGCCUUUGACUGCCCUUGGAUGCAAGUGCUUUGUUCCGCCCAGUCCUGGCGGGGAUAGAGGGAGGAGGCUCUUGGCCUGCCCUUUUCCCUCUGGCUUGAACCCUGGGGAGGGGAAAUGAGGGUCUUUAUCACCCUCAAGGGAGCUGCCUGGCCCCCACCUCAAGGCACUGACACUUUGAUUAAAGGCUUUAUU
Molecule: messenger RNA, 3244 nt
Organism: Panthera uncia (snow leopard)
Lineage: Eukaryota; Metazoa; Chordata; Mammalia; Carnivora; Felidae
Gene: MMP28
Product: matrix metallopeptidase 28
Exons: 8
Coding region: 290-1852 (520 amino acids)
Biological process (GO): extracellular matrix organization; collagen catabolic process; proteolysis
Cellular component (GO): extracellular matrix
Molecular function (GO): metalloendopeptidase activity; zinc ion binding
Source: RefSeq, a predicted model, not a curated record